This is a messenger RNA of Stylonychia lemnae, 4254 nucleotides long. The record is from the annotation of a GenBank genome assembly. NCBI's taxonomy places the organism in Eukaryota, Ciliophora, Spirotrichea, Sporadotrichida, Oxytrichidae.
AUGGAAUUUUAUAAUAAUAAAUAAUACCAAGAGGAUGCAGUUUGCACUAUCAUUCAUCCUCUAAUUUGUCCAUUCACAGCAAAAACUAACCUUAUCAAAAUAUCUAACACAACUGCAGAUUUUGACAAAGCUGCCUUCUCUAGCUCCUCUUCUAUUUUGUAUAUAUUAACGUCUUCUCCUCAACUUUCAGUUGUAUCAAGAAUGAGUGAUUUUUCUAAUUUUGUUUUGCAAGAGAGCUGCUAAGUUUCUACUGUCUCAGCAAUAACUUAACCAUCAUCUAAUGGUGGAGGAAGUUUUGAAGAUUUUACUCCUUACUAUGCUAAUGACCCAGAUUUUAUCUCAACUUUAGCAUCAGUAACUGAUAUUUAGAAACUAAUAACUUAACCUUCAGGAUUUAGAAUUUUAGUCAACACAACUUUUGGAGCAGUACCUCAUCAUAGAGUUCUUUCAGGAGAUUGCAAUCCUGCUGCACCUCCGGUUAUUCCAUUUAUUCCAGAUAGAACAGGCCCAAGAAUAAGUAAUUCUUCAGGUGGAUUUAUUGUCGGAACAAACCAAACGGUUAGCAUAAGUUAGAUAACUUAAUGCUCGGGAAUGCUAAUGAUAUAUACUUUUGUGUCAACUCCCGCAGCAGGGUCAUGGUGCUUUAGUUACAACAGCAAUUCUUUUCAAAUAGUAUUGACUCCAACAAAUAACUCUUGUGGAGGUAGCUUUAACUUGUAUGAUAUUGAGAAAAAUUCUCCUCCAACAGUGGUUUAAAACUUCACAACCUCGGUUCUUAUGUAUGCUCAUCAUAAUUACACUUGGGAUGUAUAUAUUGAUUAAGAUAAAGAGAAUGAUUCUCCUGUCGCUAAUGUAACUGUUCUAGACACAUCUAAUAAUCCAGUGGCAUUUCCAUAUCAAUGGUUCUUCUUUAAUAAUGUGGGUGCAAAAUAAAUAUAAGUAAAAGCAGUAAAUGCUCCCUAACCAGCUGGAAUCGCAGUCUAAGUUCAAUAUAAAAUUAAAUUGGAAGUCACUGAUGCAUUUAAUAUCCCUUAGCCAAAUAUCUACUAUAUUGAUUUGAAAAUCAAAAGAAAUUAUCCUCCUUAUAGAGUGGGUACUAUUGAUUUUACUAUUCCUGAUAUUAUAGUACCUCAGUCUUUUUCUAAAACAUUCUGGUAUUCAGACUUUUUCGAUUUUGAAAAAGAUCCUCUUACCAUUAUAUGCUCUUCAUACACGAGUACAGGAUAAGAUGCUAAUUGGAUAACGGCAGAAUUCAACAAAACAGUUGAUGGAAAUGUUACAAUAUUCGGAAAAGUUCCCCCUGACAAUUCUUACGCUGGAAGCUAUUAAAUUAACUGCGAUGUAAAAGAUUUAAAUACAGACUUUGAGUCAAUUCAAUUUUCUCUUAAUGUUGUUGAAAAAUAAACGUUUUAAAUUGCUACUCCUUAAUAAAAUAUUCAAGUAGCAAUUCCUCAAACUUCCGAGAUUGUAUUUAAUGCAGUUGAUGCCUAUGGCUAGCAAAUGAUAUCCACUUUAUAUAUAAAUUCAGCCUAAUUUGUUUCUGGACACCCACUUUUUAAUAGUGGAUGGAUAUCCUGGGAUGCUUCUAUUCCUAAAUUGAUACUAUCCCCAUAUGAUAAUUCACAAGGGGGAUCAUAUGCAUUCUCAGUUAAAUUUGAUGAUCCUGAUCAUAUUUUGAGUUAGACUUCAAAUGAUUUUUCUAUAUUUAUUCAAUAAAACUAGCCUGUAAUUUCAAUAGCUACUAUUUAGGACUAAUUUGCUAUUUCCAAUAAUAGAUUUCAAAUUGAUAUCGAUACUUCUAGUCUAUUUCAAGAUCCAGAAAGCUUGCCUAUUACUACAUUUUAUAGAUUUGCAGGUGGCGGCAGUUUGCCUUAUUUUGUAUCACAAUUCCCAAACGGCACCCUUUCUGGUUUUACAACAGAUGAAGAUGUAGGAAGCUAUUAAUUUGAGUGUGUAGGUCAGGAUAACGGAGCUUCAUAGGCUUUUGUUUCAUUCAUAUUUUAAGUCAAAGACUCAUGUUAUCAAGGAAGCUAUGGAAAUACAACUGAGAAUGCAUGUAUUAAAUGCCCUAAAGGUUGCAAAACUUGCUUUGGGUCUGAUUAUAAAACUUAAUGCAAUGAGUGUGAAACUGGUUAUUUUAAACUAGGCUAUGGAUGUUACUUCAAAUGUCCUGAUGGAUAUUACGGGGAUAAGGCAGACAAAACCUGUAAAUAAUGUAAUAAAGCUUGUGCCAGUUGUACUGGCCCAUCAUACACUCAAUGCAAUAGAUGCAAUGACUUAAUAGAAUUGAAUGAAUUUAAUGUAUUAGCAAGAAAAGGUUUCUUACUGACAGCUGAUUCAGAAUGUGUCGUUCCUUAAUGCAAACUCCGAUAAUUUUUCUUUUGGGAUCCUUUACCUGUAAAUGACUUAUAUACUGGAUUAUGUACUUAAUGCUAUGAAACUUGUUUAACUUGCGUUGGUGAAGCAAUAAAUGAAUGCAUUUUGUGUCUUCCUGGCCAUGUUUAUGAUGAAAAAUUACAUACUUGCACAAAAUGUGAAGAUUUUCCUGGUCUUUUUACAAAUGAGGAGUAUCAAUGCGAAGAUAUCUGUGGAGAUGGUUUAGUAAUCGAUAAACAAUGUGAUGAUGGGAAUACAUUUUCUGGCGAUGGAUGCAAUAGUGCAUGCGAGGUUGAGUAUGGCUAUGAAUGUAACUCUAGUGGUUGCAGAGAAACUAUUCCUCCAAUUCUCAAAGUAGACUAUAUAACUAAAACCAACCUACUCUAUAUAUCCUUUUCAAAAUAUGUAUAUAUUCAAAAUGAGACUUCACUUUAAAAGUCAAACAUGAAUCUUCAUUUGGACUAUGAAGGAAAAUCCUAUCUAUUUGAUUACAGAACUAUUGAAGAUCCAAACUAAAAGCUAAUUCCAAACAGAUCAAUCAGUAAAUUUAUGAUAAAACUUUAGGACUUUCAGUAAACAAUAUCUGGAGAAGAAGACUUAACGGUGGCUCUAAAGGAUUAUGGCUAAAUUAAAGAUUCAAGCGGAAACAAACUAAGAAAUCUAGAAUAAAUGGUUCAUCCAGCACCUUUUAUUUUUCUAUCUGACACUGAAAAAAUGAUCGUUAAUGGAUUGGGUUAAACAAUAAGGUACGGAUUUAUGUCAACGUGCAGUUUCAAUGUCGCACUUAAGAUGCUGCUUAACAGUACAAUGCAGUUCUUAUGGGGACUUGUGCACUCCCUUUAGAUAUUUGCAAUUCUGCUUUAUAUUAACAUUGAUUUUCCUGAAAAUGUUCUAAUUUUUUCCAAUUUUAUGCAAGUUGCAUCAGGUGAUUUAAGUGAUUUUGGAAGCGUAAUUCCUGAUAUGAAGAAAGAGAAGAUGAUUAUCUUAUUUAUUACAAAUUCAAAGAUGAUGAGAUAUCUCCGUAUUUUGUUAUCUCCUAUGGCUAAAAAUUAACUCUGUGGACUUUUAGUUUGCUAAUUUUAGUUCCUUAAGAUAAGAACAGCAAGUAUGGUUUUGGCAAGUGGGAUAGCUUUAAUCACAGGAGCUAUUGCAAUGCUUAUGCCAUUUUUAGUUAUGUCUCUUAUUUAUCAUCAUAGAAAAUCGGUGAAUAAAGAGAAAUGGAAUAACUAAUUUGGAAUGCUCACAUAUGAGGUUAAAAAUAACAGGCUUUUGUAGGCAUAUUAUUACCCUAUUUUCUUGUAUCAAAGACUUGUGAUAGUAACUGUGAUAGUUUACGGGACACCAUACCCACUAGUUUAAUGCUUGAUCAUUAUGAUUUGUAAUUUUGGGAUGAUCGCAUAUCUGUUAUCCUAAAAGCCAUUUAAAGAAGAGAUUUCACAGACUACAAUAGCUCUUGAUGAAUUGGCUGUGAAUAUUUGUGUAGCAUUUUUUAUCCUAAUUUAAGUGAAAGAUAUGAAAGGAGAUAACUUAAAAAAUGUUGGCUACAUCAUAUUAGUAUUUAUAGUAAUAAGUGUCUUUAAGAAUUUGGUUAUUGUGAUAGUUUUUGGAAUUUAAUCUGCUCAGCAUAAGAUCAAGUAAAUGUUCUAAGCUGAAGAUCAAUAAUAAGAUUCGCAAGAUUCAUCAGAUUAUGACUAAGAAUAAACCUAGAUUAGUGAUGAAGAAUAAAACAAAAUCAAUACUAAAGAUAUUUAUGAGGAAAUAUAGAGAGAAAUAUACGAACAAAAUAACUUCACUAGCUAUGCAUCUCCUGAAAAAAUAAAUUCUCUCAAAGUUAAAAAUACAAACGAUAAUUCUAAUGCGAGUACACCAUAAAAUUGA